CGACUAACCUGGAGACGAUGGGUAAGCAGCAGCUGGAGAGCCUGACUCAGAAACACGAGACAGAGCUACAGGAGACCAUCGACACCAUCCAGCAAUGGGAGACAAGGCAGAAGGAGCAAGAAGAGGCUCACAAAAAAGAACUAGAAGACCUGACGCAGAAGUUCCGUGCCAAGCUGGAACAGUUCCGAGACCAGCACAACACCACCGUGGCCCAGCUUAAGGAGACUCACCAGAAAGAUCUAACAGAGAAGGUUUGUAUAUUUUACGGAUAA
Messenger RNA from Branchiostoma belcheri (Belcher's lancelet), 272 nucleotides. RefSeq lists its product as uncharacterized. The record is from RefSeq and is a predicted model, not a curated record. NCBI's taxonomy places the organism in Eukaryota, Metazoa, Chordata, Leptocardii, Amphioxiformes, Branchiostomatidae. The transcript is spliced from 3 exons. Bases 18 to 272 code for a protein of 84 amino acids.